Molecule: messenger RNA, 813 nt
Organism: Tripterygium wilfordii
Lineage: Eukaryota; Viridiplantae; Streptophyta; Magnoliopsida; Celastrales; Celastraceae
Product: GDSL esterase/lipase At1g29660-like
Exons: 1
Coding region: 194-760 (188 amino acids)
Molecular function (GO): hydrolase activity, acting on ester bonds
Source: RefSeq, a predicted model, not a curated record
CCCUGGGCAACGGCAAACGGCUCUGCUGUACUCAAAGGCGUGAAUUAUGCCUCCGGUUCAGCUGGCAUUCGAGACGAAACUGGGAAACAAUUGGUAAAGAUUUAUUAGCCAUAUAUUAUAAAUUAAAUAUAAUACCAACAAAAAUGUUAAAAAUGCAUCUACAUCGAAUAAUUGUAUUCACUAAUACAAUUGUAUGCCUGACUAUUUGCAGGGUCGCCGCAUCUGCAUAAAUGAGCAAUUACGAAAUCACAAAAAUACAGUCUCAAAGAUGGUUGGGAUACUAGGGAAUCAAGACAAAGCCACCCAGCAACUAAACAAGUGCUUGUAUUCGGUUCAAGUAGGCAGUAAUGAUUACCUAAACAACUAUUUCAUGCCCCAACAUUACAACACAAGCACCCAAUACACUCUAGAGCAAUAUGCAGGUGUUCUUAUGGAACAAUUUUCUCGACAAAUGAGGAUUUUAUAUGGUUAUGGAGCAAGGAAGUUUGCAUUGUUUGGAAUGGCGCCUAUAGGUUGCACACCACAUGCAAUUAAGACUUAUGGCACCAAUGGCACCUUAUGCGUCAACAAAUUGAACGAUGCAGCCCAGCUUUUCAACGAUCAACUCAAAUUGCUUAUCGAACAACUCAGAAUAGAAUUGGAAGAUGCAAAAUUUGUUUAUGUCAACAUGUUGGGUAUGAUAAUGCAAUUGCCGAAACAUUUUCCGGGUACGCAUAUCAGUCAAACAUUUAAUCCAUUAUCAUACAUGACUUGUUUAUAGCAAGCAAUAACAGAACAAUUUUUGUUGUUGGUCUUAAUUAGAGUUCAAACCAA